AUGGCAGACGCUCUCGGGCUCUUCGCCAACAUAAUUGCAGUGGUUGACCUCUUCAUCAAAAUCGGUGUGCAGUGCUCUAUAUACUGUUCAGGCGUCAAGUACGCCCCUCGUGAUAUUCGGCAGAUACUGAACGAAGCCGACAAAACCACCGCAACCUUAGAAGACCUCAAGCGUCUUCUUGCUAGUCCGAAUGGCGCAAGACUUUCUUCGUCGCAAAGAAUCCUCCGAAGCAUAGGGGAUGCUCGCUUGCAGCUACAAGACCUCGCCGUCAAGCUUGAAGGAGAAUUAAGGACAGGAACGGGAGCGAGCCUGCAGCGGUUAAGGUGGCCGCUGAAGAAAGAGCAGGUUGCCGGCAUAAUCAGUCAGCUUCAGAAAUGCAGGGCAUCAAUUGCUUUGGAUUUACAGGUUGAUCAAACUGCACUGCUUCUCAACGUACACCAGGAGGCUGUAUUGGCAAAGCUCAAAUCAGCCAAAGGAGCGGCAUUCGAUUCUCCCAGCCACGCCAACAGCUCCAGAUGCUAUUCCGGCACAAGAGAAGCUAUUCUGGAACAGAUCAAAGCAUGGAGCACCAGAUCAGAUGCCCAGUGCAUCUUUUGGCUGAAUGGAGGCGCGGGCACCGGCAAGUCGACGAUAUCCCGGACCGUUGCGCAGUGGUUUGUGGACAAAAAGAUGCUCGGUGCCAGUUUCUUCUUCAAACACGGAGAAGCUGAUCGUGGUAACAUGGCUCUUUUCUUCCCAACGAUAGCGUCUCAGCUUAUCCAGACAUUCACUCAGACUGCGCCACAUGUUCGAGCAGCAGUCGAGGCCGACCCUACCAUCUAUGACAGGUCAAUCAAGGAGCAGUUCGAUAAACUCAUUGCAGAUCCAAUCAAGAUGGCAUCUGAGGCUUCCAAGCUACCAACGAUAGUGGUUGUUGCCGACGCACUUGAUGAGUGCGACAACGAUGAGCAUGUGAGGUUGGUCAUUCACCUCCUCUCACAGACGAAGCAUUUCACAUCCGCCAGCCUGAAGUUCUUCGUCACCAGCAGACCAGAACUGGCCAUCCGACUGGGCUUUGCGGACAUCUGUGGACAAUACGAAGACCUAAUUCUCCAUCAAACACCUCGGGUUGCCAUUGAACACGACAUUACGUUGUUCCUGGAGCAUGAGAUGGCUAUGAUUCGGCAUGACUACAAUAAAUCUGUAUCCGGAAACAGGCAACUGCCACCAUCUUGGCCCGGUAACGACAAAUUUCAGCAGCUGGUUUCCAGGUCUGUGCCUUUAUUCAUUUUCGCUGCAACAGCUUGCCGCUUCAUCCAGGACCGAAGGAUCGGUGGGCCCAAGGAGCAACUGGCGAAGAUCUUGGAGCAACAGACAGGUCACGGAUCGAUAUCUAACUUGGACGCCACCUACCUCCCGAUAGUAAACGGACUCGUGGCAGGGCUUUCUGAUGCUGAGAAGGGUUUUGUUUCCGAGCGGUUCAGACGCAUCGUCGGCUCUAUAGUCACUCUGGCGAGCCCUCUUUGCGCACCGUCUCUCGCCCGUCUUCUGGAUAUCCCCCUUGAGACGCUAGAGGAUCAGUUAGAUCUGCUGCACUCCGUUCUUUACAUUCCCCCGGAUGCUCGCCAGCCAGUACGAAUACUACAUCUCUCUUUCCGCGAUUUCCUCGUUGAUCCAGCCAAGGCCAAUGAGGCAGACAGACAUUCGCUGUGGAUAGACGAGCGAAAAGCCCACCAAAUAUUGGCAACGCGUUGUCUAGAGCUGCUCUUGGAAGAAGGUACUCUGAAGAAGAACAUUUGCGACCUGAAACUGCCAAGCACUCCGCGAUCAGAUGUUAAACAAUCGGCCCUCCAAACCGCCCUACCAUCUGAGGUGCAAUAUGCCUGUCUGUACUGGGUUUUCCACUGGAAGGAGAGUAUGGACAAAAUCGAAGAUGGUGGGCUGGUCGAUCGGUUUUUGAACAAGCACUUGCUGCAUUGGCUGGAAGCCCUCGGCUUGAUUGGACGAACCGCGGAAGCAAUCGGAAUGGUAAACGAUCUGAUGAGAUUUGUUCAUCCCGAAAACGGUGUCUUUACCUCACUACUCCUUCGAGAUGUUCGACGAAUUAUCCUCAGCAAUCGGGCCAUCAUAGACAUAUCGCCUCUUCAAAUUUACUACUCGGCCAUUGUCUUCGCGCCGGAACAUAGCAUUGUCAGAACCCGGUUUCAAAGCGAACUACCUCCCUGGUUGACCAUAUCGCCGCCAGCCGCUUCCAGGUGGGAUGCAUGUCUACAGACGCUUGAGGGACACGGGACCUUUGUCAGCUCAGUUGCGUUCUCACAUGACUCAAAGAUGCUCGCAUCGGCAUCUUGGGGCGGUACGGCUAAGAUCUGGGAUGUUGCAUCCGGCAUCUGUAUCUCAACACUUCGGGAGGCCAUCUCGAAACCUCAAUUCUCGCACGUUGCAUUCUCGCAUGAUUCGAAAUUCCUUGCUUCAACAACGCCUAAUAACGACAUUGAGCUCUGGGAUGCUGUAACCAGCACUUGUGAUAAGAUUCUCAAAGGCCACCACAGCGUCAUCAGAUCCAUCGCUUUCUCACAUGACUCUAGAAUACUUGCGGCGGCGUUUCAGGACUGUAUUAUCAAGCUCUGGGAUACUAUAAGCGGCAUCUGCACUUUCAAACUCAACGGUCAUAGCAAGUCCGUCGAUUCGAUCGCUUUCUCGCAAGAUUUUACAACGCUUGUGUCAGCCUCAGCGGACUCUUCCAUCAGAUUCUGGGAUGUCGCAACCGGUGAUUGCGACUGCAUAGCUACACUCACUGGGCAUUCCAACUGGGUCAACUACCUCGCAUUUUUACCACAAUCAGAUGUACUUGUAUCAUCGUCGGGUGAUCGCACAAUUAGGAUUUGGGAGAUUUGCACUGCUUCCUGCUCAGCAACACUCGAAGGGCAAAGUGAACCCUAUACAGAAGCAAUCGCCUUGUCUCACGACUACAAUAUGCUUGCAUCAGGGAAGGACGAUGGAAGUAUCGAAAUUUGGAAUGUCUCGAAGAGAGACCUCCAAAUACGAUUUCGAGGGGCAAGUCAGAAUCCAGUACAUAUACUUGCCUUCUCACGCUGUUGCUGCUUGCUUCAAUAG
Messenger RNA from Trichoderma citrinoviride, 3096 nucleotides. RefSeq lists its product as hypothetical. The transcript has 4 exons. The record is from RefSeq and is a predicted model, not a curated record. Bases 1 to 3096 code for a protein of 1031 amino acids. Gene Ontology annotation, molecular function: protein binding. Lineage: Eukaryota; Fungi; Ascomycota; Sordariomycetes; Hypocreales; Hypocreaceae.